Molecule: messenger RNA, 342 nt
Organism: Talaromyces amestolkiae
Lineage: Eukaryota; Fungi; Ascomycota; Eurotiomycetes; Eurotiales; Trichocomaceae
Exons: 4
Coding region: 1-342 (113 amino acids)
Biological process (GO): transcription elongation by RNA polymerase II
Cellular component (GO): transcription elongation factor complex
Molecular function (GO): RNA polymerase II complex binding
Source: RefSeq, a predicted model, not a curated record
AUGGGCAAGCGUAAGAAGUCGAGUCGAGGCCCUCAGGGUCCAAAGAAGAGAGAACCGCUUGCGACGACCUUUGCCUGCCUCUUCUGUAACCACGAGAACUCGAUCACGGUAAAGCUAGACAAGAAACUCGGUCUCGGCAACCUGUCGUGCAAAGUCUGCGGCCAGAGGUUCCAGACUGGUAUAAACUAUCUCUCCGCCGCUGUCGAUGUAUACUCCGACUGGGUUGAUGCUUGCGAUGCAGUCGCCAAGUCAAAAGCAAAUACGUACGACGCCUCCGACUCACAAGCCGUAUACUCGCGCGGUUCCCCCGCAGAGGCAGAUCUAGAGGCUCCCGAUCUUUGA